GAUGUACCAAACUUUGCCAUCAGAAGCCUUUGGAUCUGAAAGAUGAUAACACUGAAAAACACUGUCCCGUUACAGUGAAUCCAUGGCACAUGAAGAAAGCUUUCAAAGUGAUGAAUGAAUUAAGAAGUCAGAACUUGCUGUGUGAUGUGACGAUAGUAGCUGAAGACAUGGAAAUUGCAGCGCAUAGAGUUGUGCUAGCCGCCUGCAGCCCCUACUUCCAUGCCAUGUUUACAGGUGAGAUGAGUGAAAGCCGAGCAAAGAGAGUGCGAAUAAAGGAAGUUGAUGGCUGGACACUAAGGAUGCUUAUUGAUUAUAUUUACACUGCUGAAAUUCAAGUUACAGAAGAAAAUGUACAG
Tinamus guttatus (white-throated tinamou) is the source of this 356-nucleotide messenger RNA. The record is from RefSeq and is a predicted model, not a curated record. NCBI's taxonomy places the organism in Eukaryota, Metazoa, Chordata, Aves, Tinamiformes, Tinamidae.